Paramecium tetraurelia is the source of this 882-nucleotide messenger RNA. RefSeq lists its product as uncharacterized. The transcript is spliced from 2 exons. NCBI's taxonomy places the organism in Eukaryota, Ciliophora, Oligohymenophorea, Peniculida, Parameciidae. The record is from RefSeq and is a predicted model, not a curated record. Gene Ontology annotation, cellular component: cytosol.
AUGGGAUCCUGUUCACUAAAAUAAACAUAGAAUUAAUAGAAAAUUAAAGUAAAAAAGCAAUGCUCCUGUUGGGAACAGAAUGAGGAAACCCAAAAUAUGUGCUAACCUCCAUUAUAACCUAAUUAUGAGAAUAUCAGAUUAAACACUGGCUCAGAAGAAUGCGAUAUCUAGGAGAAGAUAUAUCAACUUUAAAUUACUAAAACGGAACCCUUAACAUUUUAAUCUAAAAAUUCAUUUGCAAUGCACAGCAAAGAUGGUCUAGAAAUUAACAUCAACUAAUAGAUGUCUGGUUAUGGCAUGGUUUCAUUUAAAGAUGGCAGCCAAUACGAAGGUUACUUUCAAGAAGGCUUGAUUCAUGGUUUUGGCAGAUUCACAGACAUAGAUAAUAAUAUGUAUAUUGGUGAAUGGUUUCAAAAUAAAAAACAAGGCUUUGGCAAGGAAGUAGUAAUAAAUCAGUACAUUUAUCAAGGAUAAUUUUUUAACAAUUUCAAACAUGGUAAUGGUUAUGCACAAUAUGAAGAUGGUACUAGUUAUGAAGGCUAAUUUUAAUAUAACCUGCUUCAUGGUUUUGGGAUUUAUAAAGGGCUAAAUGGUUUAAGUUAUGGGGGGAACUGGGUUGAUAAUUCAAUGGAUGGUUAAGGAAAGCUAACAUUAUCAAAUAAGUCAGUCUACGAGGGUUCUUUUAGAUAAAAUAAAAAGCAUGGGUACGGGGUUUAUACUUGGGCUGAUGGGAAACAAUACAAGGGGUUUUGGAAGGAUGAUGCUCAAGAUGGGGAAGGAGAACUAAUUAAAUAGGAUGGAUAACCUAUACAAAGGAAGUAUCAAAAUGGUAAACGAAUAGCCUCCAAUCUCAAAAUACUAAGUCCAAUCUGUUUUGAUUGA